Cylicocyclus nassatus is the source of this 2205-nucleotide messenger RNA. Lineage: Eukaryota; Metazoa; Nematoda; Chromadorea; Rhabditida; Strongylidae. The record is from the annotation of a GenBank genome assembly.
AUGGCAACUCAACACUCUGCAGCUCCAGAAGAUUUGCCCAACGAUCCAGUGAGUCAGUUGAAGCAAUCCAUCCUGAAGAUCUCGGAAGGCAUAGAAAAAAUGGGUGUUGUUCUGGGUGCUGCCAAAUCCGAGGCAAACGCCGCAGCACCAUCACCAGACAGAACUUUGGCAAAACGCCCUCCUCCAAAAACGAAAACACCCCCAAAAAGUGAUAAGGAAGCAAACAAGAACGCCCAAAAACCAAAAGAUUCAAAGCCGUCGAACCAAAGUGCGGAUGAGCAUAGUACCAUGAGUGCAGAAGAGAAGAAGGCUCAACGAGCACAGAAAGCGGCUGAGAAGAAAGCUCGAGCUGAGGCUGCAGCUGCGAAAAAAGCCGCCGCUUCGCAACAGAAUGCUGCUGUCGGUUCAAAAGAACAGAAUAAGAAACCGGAUCAUGUAAAUAAUCAGAAACCAAAGCAAGUGAAGGGUGCUGCUGCUCCAGCAAAGACGGAGAAUGGUGAAUUGAAUCAUGCUCAGAAUGAGGCGAAUAACCAUGCUCCCGGUAAAUCCGCUCUUCGUACUGAGAAUAAACAUCAGACUGCGCGAGAAGUCAAAUUUGAUUUUUGUGCCAAUGUUGUCAAAUCACCAUCGGAUGAUAGUAUAGGAAGCGAUGUGCCGGUUGGACCAAUCUCCGAAUGUCCCGAUCCUCCCUCUACGGCUCAUAUUCAUCCUGCCUUUCUUAAUUUAGCUGUCUGUUGCGAGCAAGGAAUGAUCGAUGAAGUUGACUCACUAUGUCAAAAUUUUAUUUCCGCCUUCAAAGAGUAUCUUGCUGACUGGUCGUCUCAGCGUCAGAAAGAAGGCAAAGAUCCAUCUUCAUUAGGUCAUGAUUUGGAUCUCGCAAUACGACCGCAAAUAGCUCAUUUGACACAAGACAGUCGAUGGCCCUUGCCUUAUGCUCUCGGCAACAUAGUACGACAGCUGAAGAAAGAAAUCAUAAAAACUGGCACAGCGGAUAGGAGCGGUCGCAAGCAGACCGUUGAAGAUGUUCAGAAAUGGCUUGAUGAUUGUGCGGAAGAAAAUUUUGGCAUUGCAUCCCGUGCCAUUUCUGAAUAUCUCAUGGGCAAGAUGAAAUCCGCACGCAAUGUCGUUACUUAUGAUUGGUGUCCACUUGUUAGCAAACUGUUGCUGGGUUCCGUAGAUAAAGGAUUUCAACCGGUAUUCACAGUGGUUGAUGCAGAAAUGGAAGGCAGAGGAUUGCGACACAUCAAAAAAUUCACUGAGCGUGGAAUCCGCUGUCGAUAUACGGACUUGAACUCAGUUGGAGCUGUUAUGGAAAAUGGUUCCAUUGUCAUUCUCGGUUGCGCGGCCGUUUUGUCUAACGGUAACGUAGUUGCACCAAAAGGGAGUAUGUUACUCGCUCUAGCUGCCAAAGCUUUCAACGUCCCUGUACUCAUUGUUUCGCAGACAUUCAAAUUUGUAGAUAAGGUCCAAGUAUGCGGCCGAGUUGCCUUGCUGGGAAAAGAGUCAUCUGAACUCAUACCUGCAGAUCUCGUUACUGCCAUAGUAACAGACAUACGAGUGCUGCACCCUACAGCUGCACCGGCCGUGCUCAAAGCGAAAGCACUGGAUUUGGAAUAAGUUUGUUGCGUUGCGCUUACAUCCUUCGCUAUGGGCAGGUCUUCGAUGAGUCGUUGUUUCUGUAUUUUUAUUGGUGUCUCUUAGUUUAUGGCUAUUUUUGUUUUUUGCUGUUUGGUUAAUUGUGCGAUUGCUGUGAUCAUUUUUUUGGGGAAUAUCGUAUGCUGCUGAGAACAAUAACAAAACAAUAAUUGUAGAAGUGUGCUGUUUUUUUUUCUUGGAAAGAGAGGUGAUAAUAAUAGGCGAUCGUUACUUGGUAGACAGCUGUACCACCAUACUUCCGUUUUUUUUUGCAGUUCAAAUGUCCUUUCACUUUUACCAAGCGUCUGCAUUGUCUUCAGAGUCACAGGAAUUAUGAGGUGAUAAUUUAAAGGCUUUCUUCUAGGCAAACGUUUUUUUUUUUUGCACAUUGUUGCCUUUCCUUCUGUUUAGUUUUAUCCAGUAUUUUUGUGUACAAUAUAUAUUUGACUUUUUCCCAUUUUUCCCACCAACUUUUACCUUGUUACCGCGCCUUUGUGUCUUUUUUGAUGCAGAAAAAGUAUUAUAUGGCUGUUUUGUUGAAUGAUUGAAAGUUUAUAAACAAUGUACCCG